Molecule: messenger RNA, 2068 nt
Organism: Hermetia illucens (black soldier fly)
Lineage: Eukaryota; Metazoa; Arthropoda; Insecta; Diptera; Stratiomyidae
Product: glucose dehydrogenase [FAD, quinone]-like
Exons: 4
Coding region: 149-1981 (610 amino acids)
Molecular function (GO): ecdysone oxidase activity; flavin adenine dinucleotide binding
Source: RefSeq, a predicted model, not a curated record
UUAGCCCUUGUGAUGAGUACAAGUUUAUAGGAAUUAGUUCUGAAAGUAUCUAGCUACGUUACCUAGUGGAUUAGACUUUGCGGUAGGCCUUUCGCUAAUCGUUAUCUUAAUCUGAAUCUAGCCGAAGAGUUUAGUCCAAAUAAGAAAGAUGAACAUCUCAGUUGAAUCACUUAACCCCCAGUGCGCAGCACGUAGCCUUGGUCCAGCAAAUGCUGCUAUAAAUACUUUACUGCAGACAUUAUUAGCCGCUCAAUGUGGACUCACCGGUUGUCAAAAAUGGCCUGAAAAUUAUGGUCCUCAUUAUGUUAACAAAGGAAGCGAAAUCUUUGAUUUUGUGGUGAUCGGAAGUGGACCAGGCGGUUCAGUGGUCGCAGGACGACUUAGUGAAAAUCCAGAUUAUCGGGUACUAUUAAUUGAAGCGGGGGAUAAUCCUCCUGUCGAAUCAGAAAUUCCAAAUAUGGCACAAGCUCUUCAGGGGGGUAGAGUUGACUGGAAUUACACAACAGAACCAAACUAUAAGUCAUGUUUGGAUUUUCCCAAUAGCUUCUGCCCUUGGCCUCAGGGAAAAAUGUUAGGUGGAUCCUCAGCCAAUAACGGUAUGCAGUUCAUUCUAGGAAAUCGAAGAGAUUUUGAAAUUUGGAAAAGUAUGGGAAACCCAACAUGGGGAUGGAAUAAUGUUUUCGAGCAUUUUCGUAAAUUGGAAGAUUACAAAGCUCCUAAUCCAUAUCAUGUGCAUGGAACCAGAGGUCCAUUAGUAGUAGAUCGAUUUAACGGAGGAUUACAAGAAAUAAAAAGAUUGAUCUUCCACGCGGCCAAAGAAGGCGGGUAUGAGUUUGUUGAUGAUUUUCGUGAUGGACAUUAUUUAGGUUAUGGACUGAUGAAUGGUUUGAUAAUAAAUGGACAACGAAAUACACCCGCCAAAGCUUUCCUGCAGAAUAUUAAACCAAACCUCGUAGUAGUCAAGAAUGCAGUUGCCACCAAAAUCAAUUUCGAUAAAGACAAAAACGCUCAAUCCGUCACUUUCGUAUAUACAGAUAAAGACAACGUCCGCCAUCAGUUGACAGCGGAAAACUCUAAAGAAAUAAUUUUGAGUGCUGGCACCAUCGAGAGUCCCAAAUUGCUUAUGCUGUCUGGGAUAGGUAGUCGAAAGCAUCUAGAAUCUUAUGGUAUCCCCGUAAUAAGUGAUCUACCAGUCGGCGAAAACCUCAAAGACCACGUUGCCGUUACACUCGUUUUCAAAAUCGAGACACAUCUAAAUAACCCGAAAGAUACAUUGUAUGAUUACCUCAUUCAUCGCUCAGGAUAUUUGGCAGGAGUAAAUGUGUUAGAUGCAGCCGGUUUCGUUGAUGUCAACAAUGAAUCAGGAUUAUAUCCCACAAUACAAAUCCACCACUUAUGGUAUCCAAAACAUACAAAACAAUCCGAAUUUGCUAUACUGGGUUCAUUGCAACAGUUCCUAAGGGAUGAUGUACAAGAAACCGAGAUACUAGCAAUGUUGUUCGUUCUAAUAUGCCCAAAGUCAAAAGGGUACAUAAAAUUGAAAAGCACAGAUUAUCUUGAACAACCGGAAAUAUUUCCAAAUUAUUUAUCUGAGUAUGAAGAUGUCAGGCUUCUUCGUGAAGCCAUCAGGCUCGGAAUAAAACUUAAGAAGACACCUAUCUUCAGAAAGUACGGGUUGGAGCUUUACCGGAUAAACCAUCCUAAAUGCGAUGAUUUUAUUUUCGAUACAGAUGAAUAUUGGGAUUGUUACAUAAGACAUACCAACAACAUCAACUAUCAUCCAGCUGGUACUGCCAAAAUGGGACCAAUUAAUGAUAAAGCAACCGUCGUUGACUCUAGACUUCGGGUUAAAGGUGUGGGAAGACUACGGGUAAUCGACGCUAGCAUUAUGCCGGAAAUCGUGAGUGCCAAUUUACAGGCAACUGUAUCUGUGAUAGGAGCAAAAGGCGCUGAUUUCAUCAAAGAGGAAUGGAAUAAUUGAUUUAUCAAAACGAGUUAAAUGUGAAUAGCGUAAAUUGGUAUCUAAUUCGACUUAAAAUACUUUCUAAUUUAAUUUUCUCCAUCUAUC